Messenger RNA from Neurospora crassa OR74A, 771 nucleotides. RefSeq lists its product as hypothetical. Lineage: Eukaryota; Fungi; Ascomycota; Sordariomycetes; Sordariales; Sordariaceae. The transcript has a single exon. The record is from RefSeq and is a predicted model, not a curated record. Bases 1 to 618 code for a protein of 205 amino acids.
AUGUCUGGCUACCAAAGAAGAACCAACCGCGGCAUGCACCCUGAAUGGUGGCCCCACAUUCAUGAUCUCCCCAUCAACGCGGCGACUUGGAAUGAAUUCGUCAAUCUACCACCCCUACAGCUCGGGGAAGAUGUCCCAACCGUAUAUAAGAAAGAUCUUAGCUCUCGCCGCCCUGGCGUCAAAAUUCGGUUGGCCCUCAUCAAUUUCUGCCACAGCGAAGUCUCCGUGAGACGCAUGGCCGAUGUAGAAGAUAUCUGCGUUGCCGAGGCCGACCGCCUAGGCCUGAACUACGUCGGUAUCCGCCAGGGUCCCCAUAACUCUGAAAGUGUCUACACCGACGGUUGCCCAACCAUGAUUAGGGACCCGAAAACUGGCAGGAUGAAAAAGAUGCAACGCCAGGCCGACUGGCACAUUACGGUUGUGUUCGGCCAUAGCAUCAACGAACUGCUUCUUCACGGACACAUUUACAUAAACUGGGACGGGAAUUCCAAUACUGAUAUUACCAUCGUGACCGAUCCUGAAAACCAGAGGACAUUUUUUUACGACGGACCCAAGGUCGCCGCGCAAUACUGGGGCGUCAUCAGGGGUGAUACUCUCCCCUUGAAGGCAGUGCAGUAGACAAUGUCAGGAGGCUGUCGGCUUUUGUCCCUUUUACCACAUGGUAAGUGACUACCUAGCCAUUAACCCUGACUUGAAGCCAUUCACAUCUGACCAGUAACAGCAUAGCGAUGCGGUUGCUUUUCUCUUUCCAUAGCGGCUCAAGCUACAUCU